This is a messenger RNA of Salvia hispanica, 1535 nucleotides long. It is a transcript of the gene CSP41A, whose product is annotated as chloroplast stem-loop binding protein of 41 kDa. The record is from RefSeq and is a predicted model, not a curated record. Gene Ontology annotation, molecular function: UDP-glucose 4-epimerase activity. Gene Ontology annotation, biological process: monosaccharide metabolic process. Gene Ontology annotation, cellular component: cytosol. NCBI's taxonomy places the organism in Eukaryota, Viridiplantae, Streptophyta, Magnoliopsida, Lamiales, Lamiaceae.
GAACAGCUCUGGUUCUCACAACAGCAAUCAUCAAGAAACCAAAGAAAAAACCAGUGUGCAGAGCUGCUCAAUGGCUACUGCAGUAGCUUCAACCUCAUCUUCUCUCCUCUCCUCCUCUCUCUCAUCUCCACCUUCAUCUUCCUCUCUCUCACCUCUCAUCCGUCUCUCCCUCUCAUCCAGUCCACGUCACUCUCUCUCAUCAUCCCUCUCCAUUUCUCCAUCUUUCCUUCCACUUACCUCAAAAUCUCCCAAAACAGCUGCUUCUUCAUUAUCAUUCACCAUCAAGGCAGAGAAGAAGAAUGUGCUCAUCGUCAACACCAACAGUGGCGGCCAUGCAGUCAUCGGCUUCUACUUCGCCAAGGAGCUUCUUGCUUCCGGGCACAGUGUCACGGUCCUGACUGUGGGUGAGGAGGCCUCUGACAAGAUGAAGAAGCCGCCGUUCAAUAGAUUCUCAGAGAUUGUGAGUGGUGGUGGCAAGACAGUGUGGGGGGAACCGGCAGACAUCGGGAAGGUUCUAGAAGGCGCUGCAUUUGACGUGGUUUUGGAUAACAAUGGCAAGGAUUUGGAUGCAGUGAGGCCUGUAAUAGAUUGGAGCAAGAGCAUUGGGGUAAAGCAAUUCCUGUUUAUUAGCAGUGCUGGGAUUUACAAGCAAACAGAUGAACCUCCUCAUAUUGAAGGGGAUGCUGUGAAAGGUGAUGCUGGUCAUGUUGGAGUUGAGAAAUACCUCUCAGACACUUUCGAUAACUGGUCAUCGUUCCGCCCACAGUACAUGAUUGGCUCUGGAAACAACAAGGAUUGCGAGGAAUGGUUCUUCGACCGCAUUGUUAGAGGCAGACCUGUCCUGAUCCCUGGCUCUGGGAUGCAGUUGAGCAAUAUCUCUCACGUGAGAGACCUGUCAUCUAUGCUCACUGCGGCAGUUGAAAAGCCGGAUGCUGCAAAGGGUAACAUCUUCAACUGUGUGAGUGACCGCGCCGUGACACUUGAUGGAAUGGCAAAGCUAUGCGCUAAAGCUGCAGGACUACCCGUGGAGAUAGUGCAUUAUGAUCCAAAAGCAGUGGGUGUUGAUGCAAAGAAAGCGUUUCCAUUCCGCAACAUGCAUUUCUACGCGGAGCCACGAGCUGCAAAGGCGAUUCUUGGAUGGAGUGGCACAUCAAACCUUCCAGAGGACUUGAAGGAGCGAUACGAAGAGUAUGUUAAGAUUGGAAGAGACAAGAAAGAGAUUAAAUUUGAGUUAGAUGACAAGAUUCUAGCAGCACUCAAAGUACCUGUCACAGUAUGAUAACUGUUUCCCAAACAACUGGUAUAAAGCAUGCCUGUUAAUUUGGGGAAGCGAGCCAAUUUUUCGGAAUAAGUACAAUGCUCUCUAGUCUCUGGAUAUUUUUGUGGAAAAAUGAACUUUUAUCUUCGUCAGGAACUUCGCCUCUCAAUCUGAAUACUCGAUUCAGUAUCACUGUACUUGAAUAUUCCUUGCUUUCUAUUUCUUGCCAAUCCGGUGGGGGUAGAGAUGCGACUAAAUGAUUCAGACAAUUCUGAUA